Calliphora vicina (urban bluebottle blowfly) is the source of this 1519-nucleotide messenger RNA. RefSeq names its product epidermal growth factor-like protein 6. The transcript is spliced from 3 exons. The record is from RefSeq and is a predicted model, not a curated record. NCBI's taxonomy places the organism in Eukaryota, Metazoa, Arthropoda, Insecta, Diptera, Calliphoridae. The coding region runs from base 63 to 1364 and encodes 433 amino acids.
UAAAGAAGCAAAAACGAUAAAUAUCUUUUUGUAAAAAUUUCAAUUAUCUAAACAAAAAAAUUAUGCAUUUUAUUAAAUGUACAAUUUAUGCAAUAGUGAUUCUUUCUACAGUUGCAACAGCUUAUGGAAAUGAAAACAAUCAUUUGUGUCUAGAACUCGUGAAUGCUACAACAGAAGAAGGACUUCCAUACCAAAUGAAUAUAACUUUCUGUUGUGAACAAUAUGUGCCAAAUGAAAAUGGAAAAUGCAUACCAGUAUGUGAAACUCCUUGUAGAUUCGGUUUCUGUAAAGCACCAAAUGUUUGUGAGUGUAACAAUGGCUACGAAAUGAAAAUGAAUAAAUGUGUGCCUAUAUGUAAAAAUAAAUGUAUUAACGGCUACUGCAAGAGACCUGGCGUUUGCGGUUGUCCAACUAACUUUGAGUUGGAUGCAAACAAUUCUUCUUUGUGCAUACCAAUAUGUGAGCCUAAAUGUCCCAAAUUUUCAAAAUGUAUAAAAUCCAUACCACCAAAUCCAAAUCGGUGCCAGUGCAUAAGUGGAUUUGCAAAGAAUAAGAAAUCGGAAACAUGUGAACCAGUAUGUACAAAUAAAUGUGUCAAUGGAUUCUGUAGUGCCCCGGAAACGUGUGGAUGUAAUAAAGGCUAUGAAUUGGACUACACAAAUAAAACAAAUUGUAAGCCAAAGUGUGAACCAAUAUGUUCUGCACAUUCCUCCUGUGUAGCUCCUAAUAAAUGCAAAUGCAACGCUGGCUACAGCCGUAAUAAAAUAACUGAUAAUUGCGACCCCAUCUGCAGAGACAAAAUUACAAACUCUAGAUGUAUUGCACCACCAAAUACAUGGACUUGCAUUGACAAAUAUCAACAUGAUCGUAAGAUUGACAAGUGUGUGUUGGAAUCUUGCAAUUGCAACAGUAAUGGAUAUUGUUUGAAUAACAAAGACGAAUGCGAAUGUUACGAUGGAUUUGAAAAAAAUUCCACAGGACAUUGUGAAGCGCACUGCAAACCGAAUUGCAAAAAUUCCAUUUGCAUAGCCAACAACGAAUGUCAAUGUUUGGACGGCUAUCACAAAACGCCUGAAGCUCAUAUUUGCGAACCAAACGAUUUAUGUAAUGGCAAACCGUGUGAAAAUGGCGAAUGUUUAAUAACAGGAGAUUGCAAAUGCAAGUCAGGUUUCGUAAAAUCGCUGUCUUACAAUGGUCAACUACAGUGCGACAAAGUACAAACAUUUAUUGGAAAAGUAAUGACUACGAUAUUAGGAGUACCACUGAUAUUAGCAACAUGUAUUCUAAUUGUAGUAUGUGUCAUUGCUAAGAAAAAAUCGUAUAACGUGGAGGAGCAAGAAAUGAUGUUAAUUGGUAAUCAUUAAAUACGAAUCCAGUUUUAUAAAAAUAAUAUAUUUUAUUUUGAAUAACUUUUAUUUUAUUUAUUUAUUAUUUUUAUACAAAUUUCGAAAUCAUGUACUGAAUAUAAUCGAAAAAUAAAGUUAAAAUGACAAAUAAUUUUGUUUUCUACACAACAAAA